AUGGAGAGGAUGAGAGAAGAGAGGAGCCAAGUGCCAGAGAAUGGACCUGUGCAUAACAGUGUGCUUUGUGCAGUCUACAGUCAGGCACCGCAUUAUUUUUGUGUUGGGUACGUGGCGGUGGAAAUUGUGAGGAUCCUUUCCACAGUGGGCUCCAAGCCCUCCCUGUUGAGGGACAAGGGCAUGCAGGUGGAUGCCAAAGGCAAUGUGGUAGUGAAUGAGUGCCAGAACACCACCAGGAGAGAGGUCUGUGCCAUCAGGCACAUCUGUGGGAGAGCCCUCCUCACCCCAGUACUGUGGCUGUGCCCCCCUCAAAUGACGAUCAUGACUGGCAGAAAGCUGGCACACAGGCUCUUCAUGGGUAAGUAAGGCUCCUGGCUGGACUACCAUGAUAGCCCCACCACCAUCUUCAGCCACAUGCCCACCAGCACCACGGGCCUCACCGAUGAUGAAGCCAUGGUCAGACACAGGAGGGAGAACACGAAGAUCUACAGCAUGUCCUUCACCCCCUUGUACCACUCUGCCACCCAGAGGAAGUUAAAGUGUGUCACGAAGCUGGUGUGCAAUGGCGAGGAGGAGAAGGUGCAUGGAGUGAACACACAAGGGCUGGGCGGCAACGAAAUGCUGUGGGACUUUGCCAUGGCCUUCAAAAUGGGGGCCACCAAGGCCGACUUGAACAGCACUGUUGCCAUUCACCCCACUUCUGCCAAAGAGCUGGUGAUGCUGCGCUGA
Messenger RNA from Opisthocomus hoazin, 729 nucleotides. The record is from RefSeq and is a predicted model, not a curated record. Lineage: Eukaryota; Metazoa; Chordata; Aves; Opisthocomiformes; Opisthocomidae.